GUUUCUUACAAAGGUGUGGAUCUGCUCUGGACCAACUUGCCUUGCUUUGAAGAUGGAUUUGUCUGCUUCCUCUAACACCUUGGAGUCCAAGUUCAAAAGGCUCUCGAUCAACUCCGGAACGCUGUUCUUGAAGCCUUUUUUUUACAACCAAAAGAACUUGUCCCAUGGCUUGCUUCCUCUAUCCAACAAUGAUGAUCGUGGGGCUACUCUAACGCCUCCAAUGUACUCAAAUUCAAGUGCUGUCAAAUCUUUCGACUAUCUUCAGGCAAACUCGAAUAAUUUUUCUAUUACUGCUCCAGUCACAAGAGCUUCCUCGCCGGCUCCACAGUCUUAUAGUUCUCGAACACACCACAAAGUUUACAACAACCCAACCCCAUAUUACAGCCAACACAUAGACCAGCCCCAGACUUUGCAGGUUCCUCAAAUUCAGUUCAACCAAGGGCUACGUCAAGUCAGCUCGACAAUUCCUGAUCCAGGUUCUCUACAAGACUACAUUCCUGACAGAUCUCUUUCUGUUCCGGCCUUCAGAUCGGAUUCUCAAUUAGAUUACAAGUAUAAGAGCUAUUUGACCUUUCAAAAUGCCUGUCCACCUCCUUCCGAAGUUCAUUUCAAAGUGGUCGAUCAAGGAAUAGCUUCCCCAAAGUAUAUGAGGUCUUCGAUGUACAAUCUACCUUCUUCAGAGAGAUUGAGAUCUGCUACCAGCUUACCUGUCGGUGUAUACUUAAGACCCUUUUGUCCUGCUGAAAAUGAUGGUGAUGAACCUAUACCUGAAAUUGAUUUAACUUUUAUUGGCGGGCCACCAAGAUGUCGUCGCUGUAGAUGCUAUAUUAAUCCUUCUAUGAUAUUUGUUAAUGACGGAAACAGAUUUAUUUGUAAUCUAUGUCAAUUUCCUAAUGACUGUCCCUCGGAUUAUUAUUCUCCCCUAGGUCCUGAUAGAAAAAGAAUUGACUACUUUCAAAGACCAGAAUUGACUAGAGGUAUAGUUGAUUUUAUUUUGCCUAAAGCUUAUAACUUAAACCCAGAACUUCCUCCAAACCCAAUUCACCACAUUUUUUUAAUUGACGUCUCAUACAAUUCAAUUCAUCUCGGAUUAAACAAAAUAGCUGCAGAAUCGAUCAGAUCAAUAUUAUACGAUGAUAAUUAUUGGCAAAACUUAUCUUGUGGCUCUAAAAUUGCGAUUGUCACAUUUGACAAAUCUAUUCACUUUUACAACUUGUCUCCUGAUUUAUCUGAACCUGAAAUCUCCAUAAUGGCUGAUAUUGACGACCCCUUUUUACCAAUAUAUAAUGGCUUUUUGGUCGACCCAAUUGAAUCAAGAUCAAUAAUUGAAGAAACUUUAGAUUCAAUAGAAACAAUUUUUGAUUCCAUCAACGAAUCCUAUUCUUGUUUUGGAUCUGCAUUGAAAGUGUGCCAACAGGCCUUAGACUCAUUAGUAGAAGGAGGCAAAAUAACUUGCAUUCUAUCUUCAAUGCCAAGUUGGGGCCCUGGAAGUUUAUCAAUACAAAAAUUUAUGACCGAGGGUAAAUCAUCUCUACUCUCAAACGCUUUAUCUGAUCAUGAAGCACAAAAGUUGAUUUUUAAACCGGAUUCUGCUUAUUAUGAAAAUCUAUUAAAGGACUUUUUAAAAUCAAAUGUAGGCUUGGAUUUAUUUGUUGUUUCAAAUUCAACAGUAGAUUUAGCCAAUGUCGCUCUAAUAACCUCUAAAACAGGCGGAAAUUUAAAAUAUUACCAGAAUUUUAACCCCGUUAAAGAUGAAAGACAGUUUAUCUCUGACUUUAAAAAAUCUCUUACUACUACAAUCGGUUAUCAGGGCCAACUAAAAGUUCGUUGUUCUAGUGGCUUACAAGUCAGAAAAUAUUAUGGAAACUCACAUAAAAGUUUCGAAUUUCCCUAUGAUCCAAUAGUCUCCACUCUCAGCUCUGACAUGACAUUUAAUGUAUUGUUUGAGUAUGAUGGCAAAUUGGAUACAAAAUAUGAUUCUCAUUUUCAAGCAGCUUUUCUUUAUACAUCAACAGAAGGUGUUCGAAAAGUUAGAGUUAUGAAUUUAUGUUUAGCUGUAACCGACAGAUUAGUUGACGUAUUUUCUUUUCUUGAUAUGGAGGUCUCUUUAGACAUAAUAAUCAGAGACUGUCUUGACCAUAUACCAGGUGACUCAUUAAAAUCUAUUAGAGAUACCGUUUUAACUAAAUUGGUUGAUGUCUUGGGAAAAUAUAAAGGAUUGGUAGCAAAGUCAUCUUCAUUACCAGGUCAGUUAGUCUUACCAGAUGGGCUAAAAUUAUUACCGAUUUAUUUAUUGGCAUUUCAAAAAUCUAGUCUAUGGAUAAAAAACACUUUGACCGAUAAUGAUUCCAAAGUUUACCAAUUUUUUAAUUUAAAUAAUUACCCAUUGGAUAAAUUAUUGUAUUAUCUUUAUCCCGCAAUAUUUCCUGUACAUAAACUACUUAGCGAUUUUGAAGGUGAAGUUGAAAGAGAUGAAAAUGGAAAGGAACUUUAUGAUGUUCCAGAUACUAUCAAUUGCUUAAAAUCUUCAAUUGAAGAUGGUGGAUGUUACUUGGCAUUUAACGGAGAAAAGUUAAUGCUAUGGAUUCAAAGAAACGCUGUUCCAUUAUUAAUUCAACAUUUAUUUGGAGAAAAAUAUAAUCUGUUAAAUGAUUUAGAUCCCCUUUCAAUCGAUGAAUUGCCAGAACUAGAAACAGAGUUGAAUAUCAAAACAAGAAAAUUAAUCAAAUAUUUGACUUCAAAGGCCAAUAUUGAUUUUUUACAAAUCAAUUUAAUUAGAGAUGGAAUUGAUAUUGGAAAACAACGUGAAUUUUUCUCAUAUUUUGUGGAAGACAGCGGUAUAGAUGAUUUGCUUAGCUAUACUGAUUUCUUGGGUCAUAUCCACAGAUCUAUAAAGGUGUAUUUAUCAGGUCAAGUAGGAACAUUAAAAAAUCCAGAAGUAGUUGAUGGUGGUCCCUUUUCAUUUGCUAAAAAAUUUAAAAUUUUUUAAAAAUGUAGUGC
This is a messenger RNA of Ascoidea rubescens DSM 1968, 3000 nucleotides long. RefSeq names its product Sfb3p (gene SFB3). Bases 53 to 2989 code for a protein of 978 amino acids. Gene Ontology annotation, biological process: endoplasmic reticulum to Golgi vesicle-mediated transport; intracellular protein transport; COPII-coated vesicle cargo loading. Gene Ontology annotation, molecular function: SNARE binding; zinc ion binding. The transcript has a single exon. The record is from RefSeq and is a predicted model, not a curated record. Lineage: Eukaryota; Fungi; Ascomycota; Saccharomycetes; Ascoideales; Ascoideaceae. Gene Ontology annotation, cellular component: endoplasmic reticulum exit site; COPII vesicle coat.